CUGACGCUGUAUGGUUUUGUGCUGUAAAAACUGAAAAUUGAAUGUGUACACUGCAAUGUGGACAGGUAGUGUGUAAGUUACACUGUUUUUGUGUGGUAGGAAGCAUUUUAUGAUUGUUCCUCUCCACUCUCGUCUCUCAACCAGGGAAUUUUUCAUUUAUCUGCAAGAAAGUGAGACUGAGAGAGAAGCAGCAUCAUCAUGCCUACAGUGAUCUUGUUAGAUGUUUCAUUGUCCAUGACCCAACCUGUGAGCUCAACGGAUGGAGGUAGCAGUAACAGUAGCAGUAGCAGUGAACCAAUCACUAGGAGACAACUAGCAGAAGCUGGUCUGAAUACACUACUAGACUUCAUAGCUGCUAAUAAUAAACUAGAGUUUACUACACUUGUCAUUUUCUCUUCGCUGUGGGAGAUUGUGGUGCCAUUUACAAGAGAUUACAAUGAACUGAAGAAAGCAGUACACACCAUUGAGAUAUUUGAUAAGACGUGUCUGGAAACCGUCUUGGAAGGAGUCAAGAAUGUUGUGAUUGAAGAAUGGGGUGCAAGUACUCUAUGCCAGGUUAUUUUGGUGACAGACGGCAGUCCAGGAGUUGGUCCAGGAUCAUUGAAGCAUGCCAUACAGAUUCUCUCCAACCCUAAAGCUGAUGACUCCACCUUCCCUGUUCCCUUUGAGUUUCCCAAUAGUUUCCACACGGUCCUCAUCUCAAGCCAACUAGAACUCCAGCAAUGGGGCUCAUUGUCUAUGUAUCAGAAGUUACUGGAUGCUAAUCAACAUAAAGGUCAUAUUCACACCAUUGAAGGAGCUGUAACAGUUAAAUCAGCACAGGUUAUGUUCACUAAGAUGGCUGAGGAGCUUUACUCAGCGUUUCAUGCUAAGUUGUCAUGUGGGAAUCUUAGCUCAGAAGUACAAGUGUUCCCUCCACCACAGCCGGUUAACAUGGCACGUGAUUUUGAAAUGGUUGCACAGCGUUUAUCAACUGAACUUAGUAUCUGUGGCUUCAUAGAUUGUGCUGAUGCUUCUAGCCCACCGGUUAUAUCAAGACAUCUAGUCUUACCACUUCCAGUUAAAGAUAAAAAUUCAUCAGGUUCAGGAGAAGGAGCAGAAGGAGGAGAUAAGACUGAAGAGAAGGAGACGGUUCCGUCUUCAACCGAGAUGGGAUCUAAUCCGUCAUUUUGUGUCCUUCUACAUGGCAGCCUGAAGGUGGAGAAUCUUGUAGCACUCGUUAAUGUUGGGGAGAACUGGUAUGGACUGCUUCAUUCCUGUGCAGAUAGUAAGAAGAAAUCCAACUUAAUGAUGUCAUUGUUUGAGCCUGGUGAUCAUGCUAUACCGUGGGUUGGAAAGUUUCAUUUACUAGGACCAUGUACAGCUUUUGCCAAUAAUCCUUAUGGGGAAGACAACAACAAGAGUCCAUUUCCGGUCAGGUUACAAGAGAAAAGAAGUUACUCCCAGAAUCCUGUUGUCUGGAUUAAACCAAUUAAUUUACAGGCUGAUAUUCAAAAGAUUCUUCGCUAUGCAAGAAAACUACCAGAGAAGACACUAGUGUUCUACAAGGAGUUGAAUAGACUUCGUCGUGCAGCCUUAUCUUUUGAUAUGACUGAACUUCUCCAAGGUAUGUCUAUGAUGCUAGAGAGAGAAUGUACUAUUUUACCCUGGACAGCUCAUCCUGACGCAGCAUUACAAUUGACUCAUGCUGGAAAGAUGCUGACUAGUGCUAUGGAUAAAGGUUAUGAUUAUAGCAUUACACCACUGUCUACAAACUUUGCGUCAGAUAGCUGAGAUGUUCACAGUGUAACAGUGUAACACCAGCGUCACCAAACUAUACUUCAGGUAGCUGAGAUUGAUCACAGUGUAACACCAACGUCACCAAACUUUCAUUCAGGUAGCUGAGAUUGAUCACAGUGUAACACCAACGUCACCAAACUAUACUUCAGGUAGCUGAGAUUGAUCACAGUGUAUCACCAACGUCACCAAACUAUACUUCAGGUAGCUGAGAUUGAUCACAGUGUAACACCAACGUCACCAAACUAUACUUCAGGUAGCUGAGAUUGAUCACAGUGUAACACCAACAUCACAAAACUAUACUUCAGGUAGCUGAGAUUGAUCACAGUGUAACACCAACGUCACCAAACUAUACUUCAGGUAGCUGAGAUUGCUCACAGUGUAACACCAACGUCACCAAACUAUACUUCAGGUAGCUGAGAUUGAUCACAGUGUAACACAAACGUCACCAAACUAUACUUCAGGUAGCUGAGAUUGAUCACAGUGUAAAACCAACGUCACCAAACUAUACUUCAGGUAGCUGAGAUUGAUCACAGUGUACCACCAACGUCACCAAACUAUGCUUCAGGUAGCUGAGAUUGAUCACAGUGUAACACCAACAUCACCAAACUAUACUUCAGGUAGCUGAGAUUGAUCACAGUGUAACACCAACGUCACCAAACUAUACUUCAGGUAGCUGAGAUUGAUCACAGUGUAACACCAACGUCACCAAACUAUACUUCAGGUAGCUGAGAUUGAUCACAGUGUAACACCAACAUCACCAAACUAUACUUCAGGUAGCUGAGAUUGAUCACAGUGUAACACCAACGUCACCAAACUAUACUUCAGGUAGCUGAGAUUGAUCACAGUGUAAAACCAACGUCACCAAACUAUACUUCAGGUAGCUGAGAUUGAUCACAGUGUAACACCAACGUCACCAAACUACACUUCAGGUAGCUGAGAUUGAUCACAGUUUAACACCAACGUCACCAAACUAUGCUUCAGGAAGCAGAGAUGUGGCAAACAAGGAAUUUGUCCAUAGCGUGACACCAUUGUCUGAAAACUUUGUUUCAGAUAGCUAAGAUGUGCUACAAUGACUUUGUUCAUAGUGCGUCACCAAUUUUUACAAACUUUGCUGGAGAUAGCUGAGAUAGGACAUCCAAAGACUGUAUCCACAGUGUGACACCAGAUAGCUGAGAUGUCCAUAGUGUGACACCAAUGUCAACAAACUUUGCUAAGUUGAGAUAGGACAUCCAAAGACUGUAUCCACAGUGUGACACCAGAUAGCCGAGAUGUCCAUAGUGUGACACCAAUGUCAACUAACGUUGCUUAGUUGAGAUAGGACAUCCAAAGACUGUAUCCACAGUGUGACACCAGAUAGCUGAGAUGUCCAUAGUGUGACACCAAUGUCAACUAAUGUUGCUUAGUUGAGAUAGGACAUCCAAAGACUGUAUCCACAGUGUGACACCAGAUAGCUGAGAUGUCCAUAGUGUGACACCAAUGUCAACUAACUUUGCUUAGCUGAGAUGUGACAUCCAAAGACUGUAUCCACAGUGUGAAACCAGAUAGCUGAGAUGUCCAUAGUGUGACACCAAUGUCAACUAACUUUGCUUAGCUGAGAUGUGACAUCCAAAGACUGUAUCCACAGUGUGACACCAGAUAGCUGAGAUGUCCAUAGUGUGACACCAAUGUCAACUAACUUUGCCUAGCUGAGAUAGGAUAUUCAUAGAGACAUACAAAGACUGCUGCAGUGCCACAGUUUGACACCUGUUUUUGUUUUCAAACUUUGCUUCGGAUAACCCAGACGGUGUUCUGUUUGUAUGCAUAUACUCUGUUUAAAGUGCUGAAUAAAGAUUUCAAAACAGGACAAAUUUUUAAUAAUUAAACAUUUACCAGUCUAAAGUGAACAGAAGUCACAAAAGAAAAUUAACUUUUUUGAAGAUGUUUUAUACAAAAGUUUUCAGAAAAUGUUAAAUCACCUUCCACACUUGUCUGUAAUUAUCUUGCCUACAUUUCGUCUGCUCAGAACUAUAAGGUCAGUAAAAUGGAUUUGCAAAAAAAUAGUUAAUGGCCUGACGUUUCGACCCUAGCAGAGUCUUUCUCGAAGGCUAAAUGACAACACAACAAACAUGAACAGGUAACUAAGUGAAGUGAAAUGGAUUUGCUAAACAAAGCUUGUCGUCAAGAUUUGAAAAUAACAUGUGCUUAGUUCAGUUUAAAUUGUUUGUAUAUAUAUUUUUGUACAUGAUAUCAGAGCAGUUGAAGGUGGGUAACCAGACCAGACACCAUUAAAGUAGCUAUGUUUUUUUUUUUAUUAAAUUGUAGAUUUUAGCAGCACAUUUGCUAAAUUAGUUUGAUUUGUUUCUAUGAUAGAUAUAAAUUCAUUAAUGUCAAAGGAUGAUGGAAAUCCUACUUGAACUUUGAUGACAAUAGUAACCAAGUAACCAGAAUGAGAUGCGCAGUGUCUUGAAUCAAGACUAUCAUUGAGAAAGACUCUGCUAGUGUAGAAACGUCAGGCCAUCAACUAUAUUUUGUUUUCAUCAUUAUUUGUUUAAAUACUGCUGAAGGGUGGGGACCAAAAAUCUACAAAUAUUAAUAGGAUCCUCAUUUGAAGAACUAACUCAAUUUUAGUGUAUAGUGUAUGAUGGUCACCACUGAGUGCAACCAAACACCAAAAACUGUCAACCAAUGGCCAACGACCGGCGCAUGUUUUUGUUUGGACAACAAAAGUUAAACACCAGAGAGUAAUAUAAAAACAACCGUAGAUAAACAGUGAAACCAACUCCAAUAACAACUUUGGAAUUAAAGCCCUGCUGUUUGAAAGAAAAGGCUGACAAUUUCACAAUCGAUGGGUAGAUGUUAAUGCAAAGACGUCCUAUUGUAGGAAUGUACAGUUUUUAUGUGUGGCGAAUAAACUGUGGAUCAAAAGUUGUCCUCGGUAAUUUAAAAACCUUGUUUACUUUCAUAAAAUCAUUGCAUGUAUGAAGCAUAACAAAGCCCAAUUUCAUAUAGCUGUUGUAAGGCAGAAGAUACUGCUUGAAAAAUUUCUGUGCUUAAAAUUUUUUUAGUGGAUACCAGUCGCAACUUAAUAUAAUUUACGUUACCCGUUUCUGUCCAGCAAUAUUUUGCUAAGCUUAUCAAUUUUUUGUGCUUAACAGGCUUUACGUAAUUUGGGCUCAAAUAGCAGUAAUACGUAUAUACACAAAGGUAUUAUGUCCGUCCGUGUUGGUAUUAUUGAAAGGCCCGGCCCGAUGUGCGUACAAGUUGCGCUCGCGUCGGAGUUGCGUCGACGCAGAACAAAGCUCGAACUUCGUAUUCGACCAAAAUAUUUCGGCGGGGCUUUACUGACUUGAAUUAUUUAUUUAUUUUCGAAAAAAGAAGAGGCAUUUUGAAGGAACGAGAGUGUAAUAACCUGGAAUUUCUCCGAUUGCAAUUAAUUUUGUUAUCGUCCGUUACCUACUUGGUGUAGAAAUCACGAGCUCAGAAAUCUCCAAUCAAGAUAUCUCUCUCAAUGGAUCAUGAUAAGUCAAAGACCGAGGGUCGUGGAGAUCGACCUAGGGGUCAACCUCGAAUCGACAACUUGGUUGAAAACUCUUCACUAUCGUCCAACUUGAUGACAGAGGCACAGCAGCCGACCAAGCACCACACUUCUUCGUCACUCAACCCUUAUGCUACAGAGGAGGACUUGUUAGCUUUGAUAAGGCAAUAUAAAGACGCAAGAAAGAAAGCUGUGGUGGUACGGGAUACCUACCAGUCACUCAAGAUGAAGUAUACAGAUCUACUGUUGAAUAUUCAUAUGUACGUCAUCACGAGUGGGCUGGACUUGGAGAUCAUUCAAUGAUAGCUUGAUGUUCAAAGAACAACACGAUUCUACAAUGAGGACGCAUUUAGGGAUGGUUGCAUCUGUUAGUGUUACUUUGUAUAAAGUUCAGUUAAUUAUUCAAUUAAUUGUAUGAAAUGGUUCGGUUUAGUCGGGAAGGCAACAGUAUGUUCUUCAUUAACAAUCUUCUAUAUUUUGGCAACAAACAGUAUGAGAAGACACCUGUUUUACUAAUUAAUAAAAAUA
Asterias rubens (European starfish) is the source of this 5821-nucleotide messenger RNA. RefSeq names its product integrator complex subunit 14-like. Gene Ontology annotation, cellular component: integrator complex. Gene Ontology annotation, biological process: snRNA 3'-end processing. The transcript has 9 exons. The record is from RefSeq and is a predicted model, not a curated record. Bases 199 to 1773 code for a protein of 524 amino acids. Lineage: Eukaryota; Metazoa; Echinodermata; Asteroidea; Forcipulatida; Asteriidae.